CACGGCGUGACGUCACUUCCGGGGCGGGUCAGGGCGGGCCGGGCCGGCGGCGCCAUGGCGAUCUUCAGCGUCUACGUGGUGAACAAGGCGGGCGGCCUCAUCUACCAGCUGGACCACUACGCGCCCCGCGCCGACACCGAGAAGACCUUCAGCUUCCCCCUCGACCUCGUCCUGCGCCCGCACGACGAGCGCGUCGUCGUCGCCUUCGGGCAGCGCGAUGGCAUCCGCGUGGGCCACGCCGUGCUGGCCAUAAAGGGACCCGAGGUGAACGGGCGCUUCACGGCGGACGGGAAGGACGUGCUGGAGUUCCUGGCCAACCCCGCCAACUACCCGGUGUCCAUCCGCUUCGGCCGCCACCGCCUCUCCUCCAACGAGAAGCUGAUGCUGGCCUCCAUGUUCCACUCGCUCUUCGCCAUCGGUUCGCAGCUGUCCCCUGAGGUGGGGAGCUCCGGGAUCGAGAUGCUGGAGACCGACACCUUCAAGCUGCACUGCUUCCAGACGCUGACAGGGAUCAAAUUCGUGGUUCUUGCUGACCCAAGGCAGGCAGGGAUAGACUCCCUUCUCCGCAAGAUCUACGAGAUUUACUCUGAUUUCGCUCUGAAGAAUCCUUUCUACUCCCUGGAGAUGCCAAUCAGAUGUGAGUUGUUUGACCAGAACUUGAAACUUGCUCUGGAGGUGGCAGAGAAAGCGGGACCCUUUGGACCCGGAUCGUAGGGAAAGCCUCGGCUGCUGCACGGCCUCUCUCCUCCCCGGCUGGCCUCUCCCGGAGCUCUCCCCUCCACAGCAGAGACUGCGUAUCCACAAAACACACUGCGUUACCUCCCAAGAUCCCAGCUGCUCCCCUUUGUUGUGAAAUUUACCUUAAACAGACUGGUUCCUGUUUACAUUGGGCUACAGAGGCUUGUUCUGCUGCCCCUGGCUGAGGACAGACAGGGCGCGGGUCCGUGGCCUCACUGCAGCUGACUCUCUUCUUUCCUCUCCUGUUUGUACAUAUGUAUUUUUCCUGUAUAGCUCUAACUUAUGGUUCUGCAGGGGGUUUUCUGUGUAGGAAUAAUAAACAUUCCCUGAGGAGGUG
Calidris pugnax (ruff) is the source of this 1075-nucleotide messenger RNA. RefSeq names its product trafficking protein particle complex 4 (gene TRAPPC4). The record is from RefSeq and is a predicted model, not a curated record. Bases 55 to 714 code for a protein of 219 amino acids. Lineage: Eukaryota; Metazoa; Chordata; Aves; Charadriiformes; Scolopacidae. The transcript has 5 exons. Gene Ontology annotation, cellular component: TRAPP complex. Gene Ontology annotation, biological process: endoplasmic reticulum to Golgi vesicle-mediated transport.